This is a messenger RNA of Ceutorhynchus assimilis (cabbage seed weevil), 747 nucleotides long. NCBI's taxonomy places the organism in Eukaryota, Metazoa, Arthropoda, Insecta, Coleoptera, Curculionidae. The record is from the annotation of a GenBank genome assembly.
AUGGCAAUAGAUCUAAUUGUAGAUCCCCAAAUUCGGGUUUGGGUAUUUCUACCCAUCGUAUUAAUCACAUUUCUAGUGGGAAUCUUAAGACACUACGUUUCACUGCUUCUCGCAAGCCAAAAGAAAGUUGAAACUCAACAACUUCAAGACAGUCAGUUAAUACUUCGAUCGAGAUACCUACGUGAAAACGCCAAAUACAUCCCCAAAGCAGCUUUCCUCGCCCGAAGACAAGCAUUCAAUAGGGAAGAAGAUGGCUAUCUAACACAAAAAAGGCCAGCAGUAACUCAAAACAUGAUGACUGAUCCAUCAAUGAUGACUGAAAUGGUAAAAGGAAACUUGACCAACGUUUUACCAAUGAUUGUUGUUGGAGGUUGGAUCAAUUGGAUGUUCUCUGGAUUUAUUACAACCAAAGUCCCAUUCCCAUUAACUCUAAGAUUCAAAUUGAUGUUACAAAGAGGCAUUGAAUUAUCCCAUUUGGAUGCUUCGUGGGUUUCAUCGGCCUCAUGGUACUUUUUAAAUGUUUUCGGUUUGAGAAGUAUUUAUACUUUAGUGUUGGGAGAAAAUAAUGCUGCUGAUCAAUCCAGGCAAAUGCAAGACCAAAUGUCUGGGGCUGCGAUGGCGAUGCCUCAAGAUCCGAAAGUUGCCUUCAAAGCCGAAUGGGAAGCUUUGGAAAUUGUCGAUCAUCAGUGGGCACUUGCUGAUGUUGAAAGUAAACUUAUUGGGGAAGAAAAACUCAAAAGCGAUUAG